Molecule: messenger RNA, 1086 nt
Organism: Aureobasidium vineae
Lineage: Eukaryota; Fungi; Ascomycota; Dothideomycetes; Dothideales; Saccotheciaceae
Source: the annotation of a GenBank genome assembly
AUGACGACAACCGGGUCCAACACUACUAUAUCAGCCACGACAGACACACCCCUGCGCGGGACUGGAGUGCGAUAUGCGCCCACACCUCUCCAUCCUACAGCGCGUGGCAACAUUCGAACGAACUUUAAGAGUUUUCACGAGGUCGCAACUAUCGUGGUUGGUGGACAGCAUGCACCAGACUCGGUAGCACGUAGCCAAGGGCAAACAACUUACACCAUUCACAAAGAUCUUCUGACAGCCGAGUCGCCCUUCUUCUCAGCCGCACUCAACGGCGCCUUUGCCGAAGGCCUUGAUCAAACUGUGCAUCUUCCCGAGGAAAAGCCAGAGAUCUUCGAGUGGUUCUUGUGGUGGCUGUACACGGGCUCGCUCACCACACCUACGUCCACAAACUGCAGUGUUGAACCAAGACAUCACAGACUCCGUGCCAUGGAUGCCAUGCUGGGGUUCCCAGGUCAGGGACUGCCACAGCACGUAACACACACAGAUGGAGAUCUGCGCAAUUCAGCCGGCUCGCCCAAGUACUUCCUACUACUUGAUCUUUACGCUUUGUCAGACAAGCUCAUGACAACCACACUCUGUAACCACGUUGUCGACACGAUAGCACGACUGUCCGAGAGCACUAACUCGGUACCCACUCCAUCAGACACAUGGAUCCUUUACGAUACGAUCCGUGACAAUGCGCCAAUGCGCAAGCUGAUACUCGAUCUCUUCGCCUACAAGAAGACAGACAAGUUGCUCGAGAGCCACAAAGACGAAUGGCACCCGCGCUUCCUCCGAGAGCUGGUUGUCAAGCUCAAGCGACCUGGACUCGAGUCGCUGGACAGACAUUCAUUGGCGCCGUGGCGACCUAUCAGCUGGCAAAAGACAAAGGCGUGUGAAGCCUGCAGGNAGUUGCUCACGCCUGGUAUCAGCAGCGAGAAAUGCGAGAUUUGCGAAAGAGCUUUCUGCUGUGGAUGUGCCAGUGCGGGCAGAACACCUGGGCUUGGAGGAGAUGUGGGAGCUUGCAAGCCGUGGUUGAAGGGUAUGUGCUCGGGAUACCAUGAGCAUGCGCCUGGCGAGGAUGAUUUGAAGAGAUGUGGUAGAUGA